GUCAUUUUUUGAUAGUUUCAACUUGCUCUGAUUUGGAAAUUUUACAGCUCUGCCCCACCACAUUUCAACACGCCUCCACAGCCGUCGGCAGCUUAAAUACUUUGUUUCCCAGAAGAUUCACAAAGAGCAAGAAAAGGGAGAAAAAGUUUAAAGAUUCAAUCUUGAUCUGUGUUCUUGUUAAUUAAAUCAAAGUUUUGAUUUUUAAUUUCUGGGGUUUGUGUAAAACUUUGAUUGGAUUCUUGAUUUUGGGAUAGAAAGACAAUGGGGUUUAAGAAAGAUGAAGCAAGUUCAUCAUCCCAUGUUUUGAGCAUCCCAAGAGAAGAUACACCACUUCUAGGCAAGAAUCAACAUCUUUCUUCUCCUUCCAAGACUUUUGCUAAUGUUUUCAUAGCCAUAGUUGGAGCUGGAGUUCUUGGUCUUCCUUAUACAUUCAAGAGAACAGGAUGGGUCAUGGGUUCUAUCAUGCUCUUCUCAGUUGCCUUCCUUACCUACUACUGUAUGAUGCUUUUGGUCUAUUCCAGGCGUAAGAUUGAAUCCCACAUCAAAGCUGCAAAGAUUUCAUCUUUUGGUGACUUGGGGUUUGCUGUGUGUGGACCUGUUGGUAGAUUGGCUGUUGAUCUUAUGAUUAUUCUCUCUCAAGCUGGUUUUUGUAUCAGUUACUUGAUUUUUGUAGCUAAUACUUUAGCAUAUUUAUUCAAUUAUUCAAUUGCAACACCAGAUCCUAAAAUCUUGGGAUUUUCACCCAAAGCAGUGUAUAUCUGGGGCUGUUUUCCAUUCCAGUUGGGGUUGAAUUCAGUUCCCACACUGACUCUUUUAGCCCCUUUGAGUAUUUUUGCUGAUAUUGUUGAACUAGGAGCUAUGGGUGUAGUGAUGGUUGAGGAUGUGAUGAUUUACCUCCAGAACAGGUCUGUUCUUGAAAUGUUUGGUGGGUUCAAUGUGUUUUUCUAUGGACUUGGUGUGGCUGUGUAUGCUUUUGAAGGGAUUGGUAUGGUUUUGCCUCUGGAAUCAGAGACAAGAGACAAGGACAAGUUUGGGAAAAUCUUGGGAUUGGCAAUGGGCUUCAUAUCUUUGUUGUUUGGUGCUUUUGGAGUAUUGGGCUACUUUGCAUUUGGGCAAGACACCAAAGAUAUAAUCACUACUAAUCUUGGGCAGGGAUUGCUCAGCACCUUUGUUCAACUUGGCCUUUGCAUAAACCUGUUUUUCACUUUCCCACUUAUGAUGAAUCCUGUCUAUGAAGUGAUGGAAAGGAGAUUCUGUGAAGGCAGGUAUUGUGUGUGGUUGAGAUGGCUUGUGGUUUUAGCAGUGACUUUUGUUGCAUUGGUGGUGCCCAAUUUUGCUGAUUUCUUGUCACUUGUUGGGAGCAGUGUGUGCAUUGUUUUGGGAUUUGUGUUACCUUCUUUGUUUCACCUGAUUGUGUUUAAAGAUGAAUUGAGAUGGCAUACUUUGGCUUCUGAUGCUGCAUUGAUUGUCAUGGGCACAGUUUUUGCAGCCUAUGGAACCUCUUCUUCCCUGAUGGAGAUCUUAGCAAAAAAGGUUUAAGUUUUUUUUUCUCAUAGCAUUUCAUAAGAUGUAUAUUAAAGAGAUUGUUUUUAUUCCUAAUCAAAGGGUAAGUAAGUUCACACUUUGUUCCUACUAGUAAUAAAUUUGUUAAGCUAUUAUUUGUGAGUAUGUUGAGGGGUGUGAGGGUCAUAUUCAUGUAUGAUUAUUUAUACUGAAAGAAGCUAUAAUUACUCAAAAAUGGCCAAUUUGGUUGUCUCCUCUUUAUACUAUA
Molecule: messenger RNA, 1771 nt
Organism: Solanum dulcamara
Lineage: Eukaryota; Viridiplantae; Streptophyta; Magnoliopsida; Solanales; Solanaceae
Product: amino acid transporter AVT3C-like
Exons: 1
Coding region: 262-1539 (425 amino acids)
Biological process (GO): amino acid transmembrane transport
Cellular component (GO): vacuolar membrane
Molecular function (GO): amino acid transmembrane transporter activity
Source: RefSeq, a predicted model, not a curated record